GUCGUCAUUUGGAGACUCAGGAAGACUUGAGAGCCAAACAUGAAGCUUCUUCUGACAUUGAUUCUGCUGAUUGAGAUCAGCGUCAGUCUGACGCUUGCCGCUGACUGCGCAUGUGCGACGACGGCCGUACAUGUGCGUAACGGCGCAGGGACGACCCACACUAUUCUGACCACCUUGGCCCCCGGACACUGUCUCACCUUCAAGGGGCACAGACAGACGGUCGAUAGUGCCUCAUGGGUCAACGUCGACUACAAUGGACAGAAUGGAUGGAUCCAUGAGGGCUACGUGACGAUUAAGGCGUGUUCCUUUAGUACUUCCACGAGCAGCGCGCAACUUCCGGGAUGCCCGCACAUUAUCUCUCGCGCGGGGUGGGGCGCCCGGGCGCCGACACACCCCCACACGCACCUCACCCACACCCCAAAGUACAUGUUCAUCCACCACGGGGCUUCAGGGUUCUGCCACACCAAGGCGGAGUGCACUCACAUGGUCCAGUCCUACCAGAACUACCACAUGGAUGGGCACGGUUGGUCGGACAUCGGUUACAGUUUCGUGGUGGGUGAGGACGGAAACGUUUACGAAGCUCGGGGUUGGGAUUCCGUGGGGGCACACACGUUAAAUUACAACUCUGUAGGCCUCGCUAUAUGUGUGAUUGGUGAUUUCACCCACCGGGUGCCUAACGACGCUGCCCUGAACGCCGUGAAGCAGUUGAUUCAGUGCGGCCUGGACAACCACAAGCUGACGUCCACGUACACGCUCAGAGGUCAUCGUGACAUGGGUCAGACCGCCUGCCCGGGGGACAAGUUGUAUGCCCUCAUCCACGGCUGGCCACACUAUUAGCAACUUACGGUGGAUUAAUGGCCCAGCAUAUUUGUCUCAAGCUUAAAAUAUAUAAUUUUCAGGAGGCAUUGUAAUAAUAUUGAAAAUAAACAAUACGGUUUAAAAUCUU
Mya arenaria is the source of this 946-nucleotide messenger RNA. RefSeq names its product peptidoglycan recognition protein 1-like. The record is from RefSeq and is a predicted model, not a curated record. Gene Ontology annotation, biological process: peptidoglycan catabolic process. Gene Ontology annotation, molecular function: N-acetylmuramoyl-L-alanine amidase activity; zinc ion binding. The coding region runs from base 40 to 837 and encodes 265 amino acids. The transcript has 5 exons. NCBI's taxonomy places the organism in Eukaryota, Metazoa, Mollusca, Bivalvia, Myida, Myidae.